Messenger RNA from Ramularia collo-cygni, 366 nucleotides. Its product is annotated as related to RNA polymerase III subunit C11. The record is from RefSeq and is a predicted model, not a curated record. The transcript is spliced from 3 exons. Gene Ontology annotation, biological process: DNA-templated transcription; termination of RNA polymerase III transcription. Bases 1 to 366 code for a protein of 121 amino acids. NCBI's taxonomy places the organism in Eukaryota, Fungi, Ascomycota, Dothideomycetes, Mycosphaerellales, Mycosphaerellaceae. Gene Ontology annotation, molecular function: DNA-directed RNA polymerase activity; nucleic acid binding; zinc ion binding. Gene Ontology annotation, cellular component: RNA polymerase III complex.
AUGCUCCUCUUCUGCCCUUCAUGCAGCAACAUGCUCAUCAUCACAACCGUGCCCGCCGCGCAUUGUAGUCCCGAAGACGCAGGCAACCAGGGCAAAAAUCGCUUCGAAUGCCGCACAUGCCCGUACCAAAUGGUCCUGGACAGACGGUACUAUGAGCGAAAAGCCAUGACGCUCAAACCUGUCGAAGACAUUCUCGGUGGAGCUGAGAGCUGGAAGAAUGUCGACAAGACCGAAGCAAAAUGUCCAACAGAGACAUGUGAUAGCCGCAUGGCAUACUUCCGACAAGUCCAGAUCCGCAGUGCUGAUGAGCCGUCGACGAGUUUCUACAAGUGCGUCAAAUGCACGAGAGAGUGGCGCGAGAACUGA